AUGUACGCAAUCGACCUGGCCACAAACUCUCGUCAACUUCAGUCCAAAGUUGAUCAAAUUGUUUCGGAAACUGUCAGUCCUCGGCACGACUUUAUGCAGAAGCAGUGGGACUCGAUCGGUUUACUGUUACUGAAAGGUGUUCUGUCUGACCCGAGCAGGUGUGGAAGCAACGCGAGUAUGGCUAUCAGAGUUAUCGGCACUCUCAACGGCCUCCAUCAGGUGCAAACACUGACUGACAACGUUGUCAAAGCAUUAGUGACAAAGCUCAGGCGUAUGGAUAGCAAUUCUAUGACGAUUAGUCUAGUAUUCCACAGAUAUCUCAAGAUUAAAAAGGACAAUGCGGCAUUAAUUGCCGGUAAGCUCAAGCAACUCGACAUCUUCGACGAUGUCGACAAUUUCAACGUGUCCCAGAGUGACUUGGUCAAUGAGUCCAAAGAGCUCAAGAGAAAGAUAGACGAGUUCUCGGAAGACUGGGAGACAAAUCCUGAUGAGAUUUUAGAAGAAUUUGGAAAAUAUGACAGCGACUCGAUGACGGCUGACGUUGGGAAAAGCAUUGCUUUCAUAGAGAGUUUCUAUGCGAAAUUUGUCGAAAUUGAUUUAGAGUCGUUCAGCACGAUGAUGAAGUCUGUGUCGGACCAAAUAGCCGAACAGUUGAUACGGGUGAUGGACUCGCAACUGUUGCAGCCGUGGUCAACAAUGGCUGUGAGUAACCUCACUGCCGCGGGUUCCAAGCGACUGCCGCCCUACUGCUUCGUGGAUGAAGAGCAAAAUUCAGACAGUCACAAGGCAGAUCAGAAGAAGUACGAAGAACUUAAGGAAAAAAAGGAUUUGACACCGGCCGAGAGGUCGUUUAUGGCUAACUACGGCAGAUUUAGAACGUUUAAAGAGCAGAUCAAAUACAACGGCAUUGAUUAUUGCGAGGCGUACAGUCAGUGUGAAAUGGCCUACCAUGCAGACCAAGAUGGUGGCCACCAUGGCCAGGGCACGCCGGACGCGAAUGUUAAACAAAUCGCGGAUGGUGUUCGGGCCGGCGGACCGGCCAAUCUUGCCACAAUGAUAGCAAUGGCUGAAGGAAACGGAGUCAACUUGAAAGUGGUGGACGAUGAACGUUACGUCAGGACGCAGGAAGACAUUGACAACGGGGUUCAAGUGAUGUACGUGAAACAUGGUCCGAAUGACGAGGUUGGUCACGAUUAUUACAUGAACAGCAACGGUCAGUUCAGUGCAGCACCGUCAGCAGGCUACGACUCCGCGUUUGCUGCCUUCAGUAAAAUUCUAGAAAGUAACGGGAUCAGCAAAUCUGUCAGUGAUCUCCGAGUUCAAGCAGCUGACCAUAUAGAAUCGAAUUCCGCAAGAUAUUUGAAAGUGCUUCCUGCUAAAAAUUGGAUUAGGAAGACGAAUCCUGAUUCGGCCAACAAAAUAUUAUUCACUGCCGGAUUGUACAGAGAUGAUGCUGGGGUAUUAAGAGUAGAACCUGGUGAUGCUGUUGCCCUUGCCGAUGCAAUAAGUAAAAAAAAUGAGCAUCCUCGUGGUGGAAAGUUUGCCAAAAUAUUUAAGAAUGCGAUUCCUCCUAAUGACCCCAACUCACCAACAGAGAAAACUCUAUAUCAUAUAAUUCCAAAUAACGAACUUGAAGCCGCUGUUCUGGUUCACGACACAAGACAGGCUGGUGACACUGACGCCGUAGCAGAAAGGAGGCACCACCUGCGAGGGAUGACAACCCAGAACUUCAUUAAGACCGGUUUUGAACAGGGCACCUACUCAGUGCUGCUAGUGCCGCGUGUUCUCACAGCAGAGGGCGCACAGCGCUCUGGUGUCUAUAUGCACAAGGAUGAACUGCAUCUAGAUGAAAUCAAAUGGUUUGAGGACAUGGACUUGGGAAGAGACAGAGUUCUGAUCCCGACUCUGAAAACAUCUAGUUACGGUGAUUACGUACUCCACGUUGGACUGAUCGACACUAAGUAUUUCGAGUCCAGGGAACAACUAGAUUCUCUGUAUUCCAAGGACUGGCAGGACGCUGAGCCGUGCUAUCCAGACGCCACAGUUACAACCGUCGAGCAAGUUUCGUUUCGGGAAGCACUGAAACUAAUGACCGUCGACAUUUGGUGCAACAUGGAAUAUUUUUUGGCCAAUCGGGACGAGAUGGAAAAGGAUUUAGGUCGCAAGUUGCCUAAUCUGGAUUUGGACGAUAAGGAUUUGUUGAAGCAGUUGGAAGACGAACUAUUUCAUAAACAAUCUGUGAAGAUUUUCGGUCGAGAAGAAGGCGAUGAUGAAAAGUCUGCAGUGACCUUCACAGACUUCCGUCAUUUGUUUUUUGAUGGGAAGGAAAGGCACCACCUGCGAGGGAUGGCAACCCAGAACUUCAUUAAGACCGGUUUUGAACAGGGCACCUACUCAGUGCUGCUAGUGCCGCGUGUUCUCACAGCAGAGGGCGCACAGCGCUCUGGUGUCUAUGUGCACAAGGAUGGACUGCAUCUAGAUGAAAUCAAAUGGUUUGAGGACAUGGACUGGGGAAGGGACAGAGUUCUGAUGCCGACUCUGAAAACAUCUAGUUACGGUGAUUACGUACUCCACGUUGGACUGAUCGACACUAAGUAUUUCGAGUCCAGGGAACAACUAGAUUCUCUGUAUUCCAAGGACUGGCAGGACGCUGAGCCGUGCUAUCCAGACGCCACAGUUACAACCGUCGAGCAAGUUUCGUUUCGGGAAGCACUGAAACUAAUGACCAUCGACAUUUGGUGCGACAUGGAUUAUCUUUUGGCCAAUCGGGACGAGAUGGAAAAGGAUUUAGGUCGCAAGUUGAAUAAUCUGGAUUUGGACGAUAAGGAUUUGUUGAAGCAGUUGGAAGACGAACUAUUUUAUAAACAAUCUGUGAAGAUUUUCGGUCGAGAAGAAGGCGAUGAUGAAAAGUCUGCAGUGACCUUUACAGACUUCCGUCAUUUGUUUUUUGAUGGGAACGAAAGGAAUCACCUGCGAGGGAUGGCAACCCAGAACAUCAUUAAGACCGGUUUUGAACAGGGCACCUACUCAGUGCUGCUAGUGCCGCGUGUUCUCACAGCAGAGGGCGCACAGCGCUCUGGUGUCUAUGUGCACAAGGAUGGACUGCAUCUAGAUGAAAUCAAAUGGUUUGAGGACAUGGACUGGGGAAGGGACAGAGUUCUGAUGCCGACUCUGAAAACAUCUAGUUACGGUGAUUACGUACUCCACGUUGGACUGAUCGACACUAAGUAUUUCGAGUCCAGGGAACAACUAGAUUCUCUGUAUUCCAAGGACUGGCAGGACGCUGAGCCGUGCUAUCCAGACGCCACAGUUACAACCGUCGAGCAAGUUUCGUUUCGGGAAGCACUGAAACUAAUGACCGUCGACAUUUGGUGCGACAUGGAUUAUCUUUUGGCCAAUCGGGACGAGAUGGAAAAGGAUUUAGGUCGCAAGUUGCCUAAUCUGGAUUUGGACGAUAAGGAUUUGUUGAAGCAGUUGGAAGACGAACUAUUUUAUAAACAAUCUGUGAAGAUUUUCGGUCGAGAAGAAGGCGAUGAUGAAAAGUCUGCAGUGACCUUCACAGACUUCCGUCAUUUGUUUUUUGAUGGGAACGAAAGGUUUGGGACUGCCAGGCAUGGGAAACACUACGUGGUUUUCUUUCACGUCACGGGCUGA
Messenger RNA from Darwinula stevensoni, 3654 nucleotides. NCBI's taxonomy places the organism in Eukaryota, Metazoa, Arthropoda, Ostracoda, Podocopida, Darwinulidae. The record is from the annotation of a GenBank genome assembly.